AUGUCCGGGUCAAAACCAAAGGGAAAGGCUCGUACAGGUGCUGGAGCUGCGGGUUCUCGAGGAAUGCCCAAACGAGGAGCGGCAGCUGCUGCCGCUGCUGCUGUGGCUGCGGCUGCCGCAUCAGGACCACGCUCAACUUUAUCAUCAACAUCAACAACGACAGCAACAACAAAUUCAGCAACGUCUGCUAUAGCUUCAACAUCUGACACUUUAGAUGGUGACAUAAUCGACUCUUUCUCUGGCAUCAACCAAGACACUACUUUUCCUUCGUCAUUCUCUUCUACAACCUCAUCUUCAUCCACUUUAAUAUCCACAGAUCCUCUUCCGGACUGUCCACCAGGCAUUGAGGAGUUUGGUUCUUUAUUACCAGGCAAAAAUGAUGCAGAACUUACUUAUACCGAUCUUAUUAACGCUCUAAACCACUCCAUAUCAACCUCUUCCCCGGCUAAUGCAAAAUAUACAAUUUCAGAGGCAAUACCCUCCAAACGCGAUUUGGUAUCACUGCGCUAUGACCUCGCGCGAUUGUUGCGACUGUCUGUCAGCAGGCUGGCGGAGUACGAUCAAAGCAUGAGCAAGCUCAAGAGGUUGUCGAGUGCGGUUGAUCGUGAGUGUGAAAAGAAACGGGCCAAAAUUGAAAAGGAAGAGGAAAAGAAGCAAGAAGAAAGAGAAAGAGAAAAAGAAAGAGAAAAGGAACGAGGAAAAGAAAGAGAAAAAGAAAGAGAAAAGGAAAGAGAAAGAGAGCGAGAGAAAGAGAAAGAGAUACAAAAUGAAAAUGAAAAGGAAGAUGUAAAUUCAGAAACUGUCUUUUCUCCUACCCCUCAGGUCAAAAUAGAAGACCAAAGUGACAAUACUGCGGCUGAAACAACUAACAGUAAUAAAAUGACCCAGAAAAUCGAAGACUUGGUCACCAUUAAAACUGAAACAAAACUCCCGACUGAUACUACGGGACUUCAAGAGCCAGAGGCUCCUAAAUCACCACCCGAAUACGAAAAAAACCCCAAGUCUGAGUUUGUCACUUCACAGGAACUCCCCAUUGCGGCUCUAAACCUUUUUGAAGAACAAGUUAAGGGAUUACCUACAAAUGGCGAAGAAUACUUGCUCAAAAAAUAUGCCGUUGCUUCUUAUCCUAGCGACAAUCUCAAGGACUGGUUACCUGGCGAGAUUCCUGACCAUGAUUUUACUAAAGCCAAGCCACCCAGUCAGGUCCAGUUUUCGACCUUUUCAUCCUAUAUUGAGCCAUAUUUCCGGCCAUUUACAGAAGAUGACGUUACCUUUCUUAAACAAAAACUCAUUGGUGGGCCAUAUGGGUAUGCAUUUUUAAAUGGAGGAAGCGGAUCAUCUACAGGAAUUAAUGGAGCUGGUGGAGCUGGCAAUGGAAGUGGAAGUAGCGGCAGUGGAGCUCACGGAACUCAUGGAGCAGCAGCAGCACUUGCAGCAGCAAGUUCUGCAGCUGCUGCACGACGAGCACAAUUGUCUCCCUACGUUGUCCCCAAGCUAGGCCGACUAUAUGCGGAUGUGUGGCGGGAGCAGGAUGGGAAAAAUGCUGGGUAUGUGCUACACCCUCCUGUAGCUGCGAGCGCACGUGAGGUUCAAGCUCAUGGAGGUAGCGGCGGGAUUGCUGACGGGGUACUUGAGCAGGAAGACGUUGUGUCAUGCGGGCCUCUUGCAUCGCGAUUGUUGUCCGCGUUAAUGAGUGAAGAUUGUGAGAGCAAUGCUAUGGGUGUGAAGAAGGAAGAGGAGGAUGCAGCUGUGGUAGUGAAGAAGGACGAUGAGGAUGAGGAAGAGAUGAUUGUUAACGGUGGCCGGCGGCGGGGAGAUGCGCGAAUCAAGCGAGAAGAUGAGGAUGAGGAUGAAGAAGAGGACGGAGGGGAGAAUGGUGGAGAUAAUGAUGAUGAAGAAACCAACAUGAAGGAUGAGACGCGAGGGAAGAGCGAGACUCUUUCAGGGACUGGGUGGACAAUUGGAGCUGUUGCUGCAGAUUUUGUUUCUUUGGAAGAGCGAUUGAAGCGGGAGUUCAAGUAUGUAGGGAUUUUGGAUAUGCAGAUGCUGCGACGUGAAGAGCAACGGAAGAAGCAGUUUGAGGCGCUGGCUGCCGGGACGCUUGAUGGGGGAAGUUCGGGAGGGGAAAGUGGUGAUGGUAGUAGUAGUGGUAGUGGUGGGAAGGACAAGAGCGGAGGUGGGAUCACGACUGGAGGUAUGGCAGCAACAACAACAACAUCAGCCACAACAGCCACAACAGCCACAACAGCCACAACAGCAACAGCAGCAACAGCAGCAACAGCAGCAACAACAACAGCAUUGACGGCAGUGACAGGGGCCGGAUCUUCUUCAGAUAAGAAGGAUGAAUUUGAGAUUGAUUGGGUAUCUGGGCGGGAAGACGAUGAGAUUAGCACGGAGCUGCGAUUUUUACAAAAACAACUAAGAGUUGUGUCACGGUUUAAUCGGGCGUGCCAGCGGGUGCUUAUGCCUGUUGUUGAAGAACAAUUGGCGUGGCAAGAGUACACACAAAUUUUGGAUGAUCUUGACAAGCAGGUGGACCAAGCAUAUUUACGGCGGAAUCGGUCGACAACAAGAGUCAAGAAGAAGAAAACAUCUGCAGCAGCAGCAGCAGCAGCGGCAGCGGCAGCAGCAGCGGCGGCAGCGGCGGCAGCGGCAUCGGCAACAGGAUCGGGUACCAAUGGCGAGGGUGGGACGUCGAGUGUGGGACUCACUGGUGCUUCUGCAGAUCAGGCACACCGACUACGGAACUUGUUGGACAAGCGACAGCGGUGGAUUUCAUCGAUUGGGCCAGUGUUUCGGGAUUCUAGGUCGAUGAAGGGGAUGCCUCGAGAACCGGUGUUUGCUACGGAGAAGAUGGAAACUUUGAUGACUGAACAGGAUGAGGAGGAUGGAGAUGAUGUGUGA
Messenger RNA from Magnusiomyces paraingens, 2904 nucleotides. RefSeq lists its product as uncharacterized. The record is from RefSeq and is a predicted model, not a curated record. The transcript has a single exon. Gene Ontology annotation, cellular component: SAGA complex. Gene Ontology annotation, biological process: regulation of transcription by RNA polymerase II. The coding region runs from base 1 to 2904 and encodes 967 amino acids. NCBI's taxonomy places the organism in Eukaryota, Fungi, Ascomycota, Dipodascomycetes, Dipodascales, Dipodascaceae. Gene Ontology annotation, molecular function: transcription coactivator activity.